AAGUUCAAGAACAAAAAGACCAAAAAUAUCUGUAGAAUUCUCUUAACUUGGCUGGUCUAAACUGGAAAUUUUGUUUAAACCCAAAAAAACGCUGACUCGACUCAUUUAUCUCUCUCUCUCUUACCCUAGAACUACAUCCUCCUAUAAUCGCCUCCUUCCCCAACUAUUACCAAUUUUCCGCUUCUUUUCUCUUUCUCUCUCUACCUUUUCUCUAAUUUUCUCUCUCUAGUUUCUAUUCUAACUAAACCCUAGAUCUCGUCGCACGAUGUACGGCUGUGGUGGUGAAUCCAAUCCUCCUCCUUCCGGAGGCGGAUACGGCGGUGGUUAUGGCGGCGGAAGCUAUGGAGGCGGUGACAGAGGUGGCGGAUAUGGCGGUGACAGAGGUGGCGGUUAUAGCGGUGGGAGAGGUGGUGGCGGUGGUGGUGGAGGAGGAGGUUAUGGUGGCGGUGGUAGAGGUGGUGGUGGUGGAUAUGGCGGUAAUUCUGAUAGUCGAGGUGGUGGAUAUCAAGGAGGAGGAGAUCGAGGCAGUCGUGGAGGUGGAAGAGGCGGUGGUGGCGGCGGCGGUGGCCGUGGAGGAAGUGGAAGAGAUGGCGAUUGGCCCUGUCCUAAUCCUGGUUGUGGGAAUUUGAACUUUGCUAGAAGAACUUCUUGUAACAAAUGCGGGGAACCUGCUCCUGCGGGUGCUGGAGGCGGUGGUGGUGGGGGUGGUGGUGACCGUAGAGGUGGGGGUGGAGGUGGUGGCUACAAUAGAGGAGGCAGUGGAGGAUAUAGAGGUGAUAGAGGGGAUAGGGGUAGGGAUUAUGACGGUGGAAGGGGUGGAGGUAGGGAUAACAAUUAUGAAGGUGGAAGAAGUGGAGGUAGCAGAGGUGGUUCUUAUGGUGAUGGUCAGGGUAGAAAUGACAGUGGAUAUGGCCAGGCUCCCCCAGCUGCACCUUCUUAUGGUGGAGCUGUACCGAGCCCUUAUGGAGCAAACCCUGUCUAUGGGAAUGAUUCUGCUGUCCCUCCUCCUACAAGUUAUACUGGUGGGCCUGGUUCCUAUCCUCCAUCAUAUGGAGCACCAGCAGGUGGCUAUGGUGGUGAUGCUUCUGGAGAUUAUCGUGGUGCUGGCCGCGGUGGACCCCCUAGUGGUGGCUACGGUGGUGGUCAAAGACAGUCUAGUGGUGGUUAUGGUGGCGAUGCUCCUACUUCUGCUGAACCUCCUAAAGUGAAGCAAUGUGAUGAAAACUGCGGAGAUUCAUGUGACAACUCCAGGAUUUAUAUCUCGAAUUUGCCACCGGAUGUCGCUAUUGAAGAACUUAGAGAACUUUUUGGAAGCAUUGGAAUUGUUGCAAGAAUCAAGCAAAAGAGGGGCUACAAGGAUCAGUGGCCGUACAGUAUAAAACUGUACACAGAUGAUAGUGGAAAGAACAAGGGUGAUGGUGUUUUGUCAUAUGAGGACCCAUCAGCAGCUCAUUCUGCUAGGGGAUUUUUUAACGGCUAUGAUAUCAGAGGGCACAAGAUCAAUGUUACAAUGGCAGAGAAGUCUGCUCCAAGGGCACCUCAAUCUUUUGGAGGCGGUGCUAGAGGUGGGUAUGGAGGUGGAGAUCGUCGAAGAGACUAUGGAGGUCCAGAUAGGCAUUCUCAUGGUGGAAAUCGUUCUCGCCCAUACUGAGAAUUUCUCGAGCAUAUUAUGUACUAAGAAAAAAUGUUGUCUUGAGGAAUUUUAUUGUAGUCUCGCUGCGGGGUUGUUCCCAAAAGGAGAUAAAGAGGUAGGUUGUUCACUUGCUUUGAGCAAUGCCCCUUUACUCCUUUAGUAGUUUACUUCGAGGGGUUUUUUUCUAGGGUUGGGAUUGAUUUGAACUGUGUGACUGUCUUUUAUAGAGGCAAGUGGAUAAAUCUCAAAAUUGCUGCUAUGGUAGUUGAACUUUCAGGUGAGUGCUGCUUUAUUGAGACUGCAUAUCUUUGUUUAGAAAAUUUAGUUAGUGGAUUUUCUUUUUAUCUUUAGCUUAUAGUGAAGACUUAGAUUGCAUUUUUGAGUUGAUUUUAAGGUUUGUGAGCGCAGUUGUUGAUUUUGCUUGAUACGUGGGGAACUUUUUGGUGUCACUGUUAGUUUUAUAUUUUGCUGGAAACUAAUUUCAAGUUUUUGGUAAGAUUGAUAGGACUAGAUAGCAAAUUCUUACAGAUGACAAGUGGAAUUGGAAAAAAAAUAUAUUGAACUGAGAGCUUGCAGUGACAUUCAGUUGGCCCUUGAAUUGUAUUUGUUGGUUUUGAGUUGAAAUUGGAUCAAACUCAAGAGAUCAGCCUCCGAACUACAUCCGUCCAUGCUUUUUUGUUCAAAGUAUUAUUGAUGUUCGUUUCUUGAUAGUACAUACACUACAUAGUUAUAGGUUGUGUGCUCUUAGUUCUCUUGUCAAAUUAUUGUUGGUUUGCGUGCUAUUUUAAGUAACUGGUAAUAACAACUUGAGAUACAAAGUAACAUCUAUCUGGCGCAAAGCAUAUGGAAGAUAAUGGAGUGAUGGGCUUGAAGACUUGGCAGGUCUAAUGCAAUCGUGUUUUGGAGUUUGCUUGGUGUCCUCUUGCUGCUUUCAGACAUGCUCUUUGGUUGCCAAACUUCUUUAACAAAAGCGUAAUAGGCAUAAAAGCACUAGAAUUUUACUUUUGGAGUUAGUUUUGUGCUGAAUCUAAACUGUAGAACUUUGUUUAAUAAUCAUUGUAUAACUGACUACAAUAAAAGGUUGAUAUUAAUUAGCUAUAGUACAUUUUGGCUUCCUUUCAA
Chenopodium quinoa (quinoa) is the source of this 2755-nucleotide messenger RNA. RefSeq names its product transcription initiation factor TFIID subunit 15b-like. Bases 266 to 1651 code for a protein of 461 amino acids. Gene Ontology annotation, molecular function: RNA binding. The transcript is spliced from 6 exons. Lineage: Eukaryota; Viridiplantae; Streptophyta; Magnoliopsida; Caryophyllales; Amaranthaceae. The record is from RefSeq and is a predicted model, not a curated record.